This is a messenger RNA of Clonostachys solani, 5619 nucleotides long. The record is from the annotation of a GenBank genome assembly. NCBI's taxonomy places the organism in Eukaryota, Fungi, Ascomycota, Sordariomycetes, Hypocreales, Bionectriaceae.
AUGGCAGAUGAAUCUGAUUUUUCGGACGCGGGGCUUGAUGGCCUCCAAGACUCGGACAUCUCUCUCGAGGGUUUUGAUGUUCUUGAUCACCAAGAUGUUGCCGAAUUCAACACAGCCAACAUAUUGCCGCAAGAGGCCGCGAUUAUCAAGAAAAUCAGGACCUGGCUCAAUCCCACACAAUACGCAGGAGAUGGUAGCGAAUACCAGAGACACUGUGCAUCACACUUGAAGGACACCAGCCAAUGGGCCUUUACUUCCCCUGAAUUCAGGGAAUGGCAUGAUAGCCAGGAGCAUGGCAUCCUAUGGGUGCGAGGGAUCCCUGGAUCUGGCAAAUCAGUUCUCGCAUCAACAUUCAUCACCCAUUUAUUGAACGAGGGCCCUGUUCUGUACUUCUUUUUUCGCCAUUCAAUUGAAUCCAAUCGUCGUCCGGACGCGGCGAUCCGGGACUGGCUAUCACAGGUCCUGACAUCAAGUCCGCCUCUGCAGCUUGCACUGACAAAAGAAAUAUCCAAGCCCGUGGACUCUCUGACAGUAGAGAGGUUGUAUGAACUGCUGCAACUGGCGCUGGAGAAUCUCCCUAAAGCCAUCUGUGUGGUUGAUGCUUUGGAUGAAAUGGACAGCGCCGCCCUUCCAUCUUUUCUCAAACUGCUCGACCAACUAGGCAACCUCCGCCCCAGGGAACUGAAGGUUAUAAUGACUAGCAGGCCUAUUGUCAGCAUACAGCAAAGUAUGAGGGGAAUCAAGCUGCUGGAUAUUCGUCUUGAGAAAAGCCUCAUGGAACCAGACAUAUCGGCCUAUGUCCGGCAUAAGCUUGCUGAAAUCCAUUUGAGCCCCGAGAGCCAUCCCAGAGUUGUGGAAAGCAUAUUGCACAAGUCUGGCGGACUGUUUCUUUACGCAAAAUUGGCCAUUGAAGCUAUUAUAGAGAUGAAAGACGAGUCUGAUGCUCUGAAGACUCUCGAAAGGCUGCCGACAGAUUUAUCAGCCGUAUACAAAGAGCUUUUGAAAGAACACCUUGAGCGAACGGGGCACUCUGCGGAGCUCCAAAUGCUAGUAUUGCAGCUUGUAACACAUGCAACCAGGCCGUUACGCCUGCUAGAGAUCUCCGAUUGUAUCAAAGUCACUCAGCCUCACUACGGCGAUGACAGUGGGAAAAUCAAAGACGUUGUGCGAUCCGUUUGUGGACCUCUCCUAGAGAUUCUUCCAGACGAGACGGUCUGCGUUAUCCACCAUUCUCUUGCAGAAUAUCUUUUGGGGCUCGAUGUAGGCGAGGAAAGAGAGUUUCCCGUGAUCGAGUCAAGGCCGACACAUGAUCUAUUAGCACGGCUCUGUGUUUCAUACUUGGCAUCGGGCUGCUUGGAACUUGUCAAGACGGAGAAGGGGUCUGUUGGGGAAAAUAUGACCCUCAAGCCUGGCCAAGUCUAUGCCCCGCUCACGAGGUACGCGGCGUGUAACUGGUUCACGCAUCUGAAAAAGGCUAUUGCCCAUGGUUUCAAAUCACCUGAUACUCUGGAAGCUCUGUAUAAGCUACUUGUUCUGAGUGGAGAACAGAAUGCGGCGAAACUAAUAAUGCUCGCAAAGCUUGGGAAGGUUGGCCGUCAAAACGAUGGAGAGAUUCUGGCGCCCGAGAUUCAAGCUUUGCACCUUGCUGUUGAGUUGGGAUUGACAGAACUAGCCACUGUUAUCCUCAAACAUCACGGGGACGAAACACUCAAUUAUGAUGGCGGUCGAGAUAACGAGCCUCUGUUGCAUCAUGCGGUGGCCAAAGGCAGCGAGGAUAUGGUCCGCCUGUUUGUUACACAUGGAGCCCAGUUAGACCAGCAUGAUAGCUACGGCUCUACACCUCUUCACCUAACUGCUUAUCUUGGAAAUAAACGAAAGGAAACGAGUACUCAGAGCAAUGCCAAAGUGGCUCAUGUCCUCCUUGAGGCUGGUGCUAACCCCUGGAAACCUCUUGGCAAGAACAAGCACGUAGAAGAUACGACUUUUGGGCGUCCACUGAUGCCGCCCAUACGGUUCAUCUUUGCUCAGAGUGAUGAGGCAAUGGCAGAGGCGUUCAUCCCCUUCAUCAGAGAUACUGAAGGCGCGUCACAGGCCCUUAGCUGGGCAAUUCAUGGGGAUCAAAACGUGAAGAUUAUUCGAAUGAUCUUGGGACACCCCUGCACAGAAAUUAAUGCAAAGGAAAGCAGAGAGACUCCGUAUUUUCAUAUGACACCUCUCUAUGCAGCGUGUAAGAUGCGAGAUCCGAAGUUGAUAAGCAUUCUUCUUGAUGCUGGGGCAGAUCCAAACAUACCCCAUAGCACAGAGUUUUUUCAAAUUUCUCAAUCUUUCCUACCUGGAUACAAUGCAUUGCACGCAAUUGCGGAUCCUUAUAGUAACCCUGUACUCCGCGGUUAUAAAUUUGAUGAAGCAAAGAAUGAGGAAACGAUCGAGUGCUUCAAAUUGAUCAUGGGAGCCGGCGCAAACGUGAAUCAAGUUGGCCAUCACGCCGAAACUCCACUUCAUGUGUCGGGAGACCCCGUCUCAGUGAUGUGUCUUCUGGAAGCUGGGGCAAACCUUGAUGCUACGGACUGUAGAGGAAACACCUUGCUGCAACGAACUUCCAAUCUGAAGAUAAUUGAAGCUCUACUCCCCAGAAUUGAUGUCAAUGCUCCAUCCUCAAGCCCGGGGCAAAGACUCCUGACGCGGGCGUUGGUGGCCAAGGACGUGGACUUUUCUGUCAAGCUGCUCGAUCAAGGCGCUGAUGCGACGAUACUUGACUCCAGUGGUAACAGUGUUUUGCAUCAUGCUGUGAAGAUUCCAGGAAUCGAAAAGAUGCCUAAUCGAAAAUUGCUCGAGAAGUUGAUCGAGGGAGGUGCGGAUCCAAACAUUCGUAAUUCGGAUGGGAAGACGGCAUUGCAUCUGGUGGUCAAUUCCUUCUACCUUGAUCAGACGAAAUUUACGGCCUUCCUGGAUGUUACAAAUCCUGAUGUCGAAAUCCGGGAUGGAAAAGGCAGAACCAUUACUUUUGCUUUCCUCGACGAAUGGGAUUCUCAGAAAGAGAAUCACGCCUUGUCUUUCCUUGCCCUCAUGUUCGAGCGGGGUGCGCGCUUUGACGUGACGGACAACAAGGGACGAACGCUCCUCCACGUUGCAAUCCGGCUCUGUCGAGUUGAUGGGGCUUUACUUAAGUUUCUCGUCGAAAAGGGGGUUGAUCCUCAUCAGCCUGACUUUGAGGGCAACACCAUUUGGCACGAGGGGGCUCCUUGGUUUUCAGGGCGGGCAUUGAGAGAACAAGUCUUCGUGGAUCUACAGGAGCUCGGAGUGAGUUGCAAUCGAGGAAAUAGCCGCGGCGUACUUCCGUUUCAUGUCUUGUGCCGUUUCAAGAAGGCAAUGCCUGAUACUCCGGUUCGCAAGGAAUAUCCGUGCGCGUUUGACCUCCUACGAGAGACGAAUCCGGACGUCAUCAACAGUACAGACCGCGACGGAGUUUCGCCUUUGCACAUCACCUCAACGUGCUCCACGAAUCUUACAAGGAGGCUUCUUGAACUUGGCGCCGACAUCACCAAGACAACACAUGAGAAAUUGACAGUCUUCCAUCUGGCGGCACGCUCAAGGCAGGCCGAUGUCAUAUGGCUUCUUGUUGAUUGGUUUAGGACCAAUAGAGCAGACCGAAACAUCGAUGAGUUUUUGAAUGCAAGGGACGUCAUGGGUCGAACAACUUUGUACUACGCGUGUGCUUCCGGUAGCAAUGAAACAGUCCAGGUCCUUCUCGAUUCUGGCGCAACUGCCAACACAGAGACAUUCAUCGGGUCGACAUGGAAUGGCGUCGCUGAUUUUGAGGGCGAACAAAAGAAUUGGAUCCGGGUAUCUACUGGCUCCAGCGUCCACCACGACAACACCUUUUACAAACCGGAUGCUGGAGGAGUGCUGAUUGCUGACAAUCUCCGGCCAAAACCCUCUAGCCUUCAGUCAAAUCCUUACCCAGCACAACAAGUUGACAAGGUCGUCAGCAUCCUUAUAGCCAGAGGGUCAGGAUCUGACAUUACACUCAUGGAUGAAGCAAUUGCAUCAGCUUCCCAGAAGAAGAAUGAACAUACAGUCAAAUGUCUAGAGGAUGCUCGUGAUUCUUUGAUUACGAGGCUCGAAACCCAAGAUGGUGUCGAAUCCGAUAGUUUUGGACUGUUGCAAAGCAUCAUCCCUGGGUUGUUGGAAGAGAUGUCUCUGGAAGAAAGAGAUGCCAGCAUACACCAGAAGCUAUUAAAUGUCAUCGACGAUGGAGAUGUAGAAACCCUCCGUCGAAUACUCUCCACAGGCCAGGUUAACGCCAAUCUGCGCGAACUGGGCAAGGAAGUCCCGUCAUGGACUUCGGCUGAUGGAAGAAGCAUGAGAUCUGGAAGACAAGACCCCAGUACGAACAGCGAGCUUUACGUGCUCGAGUAUUUAGUCACGUGUGACUCUAGGAGGCAGAACAAUUACCACGUGGCAAUUGGAACGCGGAUGUUCAACCUCUUACUGGAACAUGGCGCCGAUCUCAAUAGUAGAUACGAGUGUAAACCACUGGUGCACCGCAUCCUAGAAAAGAGAGGACUUUACGGUCAAAUAUUUACUGGUGAAAACCCGUACCUGAAUCUGAUGCUCAAGCACCCCAGCCUAGAUAUCGAGGCAACAGAUGCAACUGGCGCGACGCUGCUUUUGCGGGCAUGUGCGCUUGUAGAUUUGCCCGUCGCUGAGGGACUCCUGGAAAGAGGCGCUUUAGUUACGGCACGGGACGGUGACAAGAGGAAUGCCCUUCAUCAUUUAUGUUCUCAUACUUAUUUCAUGACAGAGCCCACUUAUGGGGAUAUCAGAACAACCGAUGUGGCUAUGCAGAGGGAGUUUCUCAUCCGCCUCAUACAGUUGGCUCCUGAGCUUCUACUCCAAGUGGACAAAGAUGGCAGAACCCCUCUUCUUUGUGCGCUUGGACAACCAGUCUGGGUGGAUGAGAUGGGGAAAGGCAUCGAUGCCCUCCUGGAGAAUGGCGCUGAUGUCACAGCAGCAAAUCCAGAGUCAGGUGAAACACCUUUGCACCUCCUGUUCGGAGGCUCGUGGCACAUUGACGCCACCGGAGGCGACGACGCAGCAGCUGUGUCUGGAAGAAGACAGCUGCUAUUGGACAGUUUCCUUGCUCGCGGAGCCGAUGUAAACGCAAAAGACCUGGCAGGCGAGACACCAGCAUUCCGGUUCAUGCGCACAGGCACUGUGAAGGUCAAAGUACCGCAAAGUGAGAUUGAAGUAUCACCACGUGAUGAGGAAAAGUAUUUCGCCGCCCUAAAUCUCAAAACCAAGAUGGAGUGUGAGGCCGCUGUGAGGUUGGAAGGCAUUGUCAUGGAUUUGUUUAGCCGAGUUGGCGUGGACUGGACUCGUCUUAGUACCCGCGGACAAUCUUUGCUCCAUGUUGCGGCAGCUCGAGGUGAUGACGAGAGGAGACGUGAAAAGGGUAGAGGUUUGGGAAGGUUCCGUUAUCUAAUGGGCAAAGGGCUUGACAUCCUGGCCGAGGAUGAUCAACACCGAUCCUCGCUAGAUUUCGCAGCGGCCAGCGGAGCUGAGGAUAUCUUGGAAUAUGUGCGAAGAGAGCACGGAUACGGUUCUGGGAAUAAGUAA